GGGGGGGGAACCACAGCCCCUGCUGGCCCCCCCUCUAGACUCGUCACUGAAUUCACUGCAAUAUUAAUUGCUGUUCCCGGCGAUGGAGGAUGGUGAGAAGGAUUGGAGGAGAAUCAGAGGACAUCAUAAAUCGAAGGACUGAGAAUCUCAUGCAUGCGGAUGAAUACUCGCAAGAAUCACUGCCGAGAAAAUUAAUUGACUGUACGUAUAGGACCACUUCUUAAUUGCACUCUAUGGCAUUUUACCUUUGCGAUUCUGUGGACAAGAGAGAGUGCACGUUGGCCUUUCUCCAAGAUCGGGCCACGCAUCACUUUCUAUCGUCUUUUUAAAGCUAAACCUGCAGACACGAGCAAAAUAAAUUAAAAUCAAAGCAUACGUAUAACUCAACCGAAUAAAGUGGUUAUCUUUAGCGAAGCUCAUGGAGAGAUCCUCAGGAGUGAGAACUGGCAGGUGGUGUAAAGAAGAAGAUGACCUUCUCAAGGACUGUGUUCUCAAGUACGGCGAAGGAAACUGGCACCUUAUUCCUCGGAGAUCAGGCUUGAAGAGAUGCAGAAAGAGCUGUAGGCUGAGGUGGUUAAACAACCUGAAACCGGAUAUCAAGAGAGGAGACUUCUCUGUGGAUGAAAUUGAUAUGAUGAUCAGGCUUCACAGACUCUUGGGUAACAGAUGGUCACUGAUAGCUGGAAGGCUUCCUGGAAGAACACCAAAUGAUGUGAAAAACUACUGGAACACCCAUACACGGGAGAAGGGACGACAUUAUGUUUCAUCUCAGAAGAGAGAGUUGGAAGAAAAAUCAGAGGAAGUAACCAUGAGAAGGCAUAGACAAACAGUAAUAAAACCUCGAGCUUUCAGGUUAUCAUCAAGAGGCUCGUGGUCGUGUAGGUGGAGAAAGAAACCAGCUAAUAACGGCGUUGAAGUUAGCGAAGACACGAGUACAAGCAGCAAUGGCCCAGAUGAACAGAAAAACCAGCAGGAAGAUGAGAAUUCGGUGGAGUACUGGUGGAAAUGGUUGCUUCUUGAUGAUAAUGACAAUAAUAUUGAUGAGAAGGCAGGUCAAGAUCAAAUUGACUCGUCGUUUUCAUCCAUAUCAUCAUCUGUUUCCACGGAGCAAAAUGGCACGUUUGACUCCCUCUGGGAUGAGCAACUUAGUUGGAUUAAUAACUUUCCUCUGCACACCAGCCUCACGGAUUUUCUAGAUUAAUUCUAGUACUUUGCUAUAUACGUUACUUCUAAGUAAACUAAUUUUUCUGAAGGUGAAAAAAAAGGAAAUCGAUUAAAUAACAGAAAUUAUAAAUAUGUACCAACUUAGAAUGUGUAGUAGAUCACUCCCAUCAUCUAAUAAGUGAUUAGGAUUUGGAUCCUAGCAUUUGUGUACUUAGCAAAUUAGUGUAUGCUGCCUUGCGGAGAGAGUAUACUCCUUUUGUGUUAAAAAAUAAAACGAAGAAGAUAAA
Prosopis cineraria is the source of this 1451-nucleotide messenger RNA. Its product is annotated as transcription factor MYB1-like. The record is from RefSeq and is a predicted model, not a curated record. The transcript is spliced from 4 exons. NCBI's taxonomy places the organism in Eukaryota, Viridiplantae, Streptophyta, Magnoliopsida, Fabales, Fabaceae. The coding region runs from base 419 to 1201 and encodes 260 amino acids.